Molecule: messenger RNA, 568 nt
Organism: Entrophospora candida
Lineage: Eukaryota; Fungi; Glomeromycota; Glomeromycetes; Entrophosporales; Entrophosporaceae
Source: the annotation of a GenBank genome assembly
CACUUUAUGGUCCUCGAGCAUCAGGCAAGUCAACACGAGCUUAUGUAGCCAUGCACCAGCUUAGAGACCUUGGAUUCAUUUGCUUUUAUGUAACCUUUGAAAAUGUCAGUAUUGACCAAGGAGAAGAACUCUUUUGGCAUGAUUUAGACAAUAAUUUUAGAUCAAGUUGUCGAGGUUACUUUGAUGAAUAUCCUCCCCUUCAAUGUAAAGGAGAUUUCCUUAAAUGGUUUGCACAACGCACUUAUGAAAAACCUGUUGUCCUCUUCAUUGAUGAGUUUGAUAGGCUGUACAGUGCAGCUGCUGAGAUCCGGGAUGGUUGCCUGAGUACUGUUCGUGCUAUCAAGCACAUGGCAGGAGUUCCUCUCCAUUCAGUAGUUGCUGUUGGGAAUUUUGCCAUUCUUGCUCUAGAGUCCAACAAUGGUACAUCUCCAUUCAAUAUACAAACCUCCUUUCAGAAUCCUAAUUUAACCCAUAAAGAAGUUGAAUCACUUUUCACUGUGUUUGCUUCAGAUCGAAGCAUCACAAUAGAUUCCAAUGUUGUUGAAGAUAUUUAUUGGCAAACAAAUGG